AUGCCACACAAGAUUGGGUUCAUUGUUAUAAGUUCAUCCGGACAUGAGGAUGGCUUCAGUGCCAAGGAACUGAUGGUUCACGCGCCAACGGUCAACGGAUGGAGGUCAUCAAGACUCUGCCAGUAUCCCCAAGAAAUAGUCCUCCAGAUGGUGGAACGGUGCCGAAUUCGAAAGCUGCAGCUCCUGGCUCACCAGUAUAUGAUCUCCAGCAAAAUUGAGUUCUACAUCAGCGAAAACCUGCCCGAUUAUUUUGCGCCCUAUAAAUCGGAACGAUUCCAAAGGCUGGGUUAUGUCUCCCUUUCCGAUAAUGAAAAGACCAGCUACCGGGCCCGGGAGUUGAAAUCCGUCUACGUGGAUGCAGUCGGACAAUAUUUAAAGUUGACUUUCCACAAAAGCUACGCCAAUCGGUACAAUCUGUACAGCCAGGUUGCCCUGGUGGCAAUAAAUAUCAUUGGGGAACCUGCAGAUCUGAGCCCUGAGAACAGCCAGUCUUCCAGGGAGAAGCUGAUCGACCAUUAUCUCGGGAGCAAUUCGGAUGACUCGGCCUUGGACGGGAGCUACCCUGGGAAGGCCGACGCCAUUUCUCCACUGGAUGAUCUGGCCUUUGACAUGUACCAGGAUCCGGAAGUGGCCCAGAUCAUUCGCAAGCUGGACGAGAAGAAGCAUGAAGCGGUGCGCCAGGAACACUACGAUCACGCCAAGAAGCUCAAACAAGCCAUCGCAGAUCUGCAGAAGGUCGGGGAGCGGCUGGGACGCUACGAGGUGGAGAAACGGUGUGCCGUCAAGAGGGAGGACUACGACUUGGCCAAGCAGAAGAAGCAGCAGAUGGAAGACUAUCGUGUCAAGGUCUACCAGCAGUUGGAGCUUCAUAACCUCUUGGACCCAGAUCUCGCGAUCCGACGGCUACCUGACCUGCCACUAGAGCCUGUGGCUCAGCCCACCACGACCCUCCAGCAGAAGAAGCCCCUGCCGUCCCCCUGGCGGGAGAAAGCCGAGCCAGAGAGCCCCGCCUCCUUGCCCCCCGAGAAGCCCCCCGAAGUCCCCUCGCCUGAGCCGGCCCCUUCUCAGGCCUUCUCUCCCCCGCUGGCAUGGGCGGCUCCCAACGCUGCAGAGGCCUUCCCGAAGAUCAGCGUCGAGUUCUUACCUUACGACGAGCGGCCCCUCCCGGCCAUCCGCCGACAGCAGGAGGAGAGCUUUCCCUUGCUAGAGCCCGAGAUGACCGAGGAAGAGGCCGGGGACACGGCCAGGAGCGGGGCGGUGGGCGAUCCGGAGCCUCUGACCGAGAAGGCCCUGCGGGAGGCCAGCGCCUCCAUCGACGUCUUCGGGGAAAUGCUGGUGGCCGGCGCCUACUCCAAAACCUGGUCGUAUCGCGAGGACUCGUUGCUGGCCAUCUACAAGAAGAUGACCGAGGCUCCCACCAGCACCCCCAAGGAGGAGCUGAAGAACAUGCUCCGGGGGGCUGUCUUCCUCGCCGUGAGGGCCAUCAAAGAUAUCGUCUCUUCGGUUUUCCACGCCUCCUUAAAGCUCCUGAAAAUGAGCAUCACGCAGUACAUCCCCAAGCACAAACUGGGCAAGCAGGAGACCGUUUUCUGCCUGGAGAGGGCCUUCCCCAACCUCCUGUCCCGCACGGGGGACUCCUCGGCCCGCCUUCGGACGGCCUCCGCCAACUUCAUCCAGGAGAUGGCCCUUUGCAACGAAGUGAAGCCUCUGCAGAUCAUCCCUACCCACCUGGUGCAGCCCCUGAGGCCCCACUGCCCCACACACCUCGCCAUGAGCCAGGUGGAGCUGGUGGAACGCUUGCUGAAACACCUGGGCACCGAGAACUCCGGCUUCACGGUCGAUAACGUCAUGCGAAUCCUGGAUUAUCUGCCCCCCGACGACGCCAACACCCGGAAGAAUGUGCUGUACAAGACCCUGUUCGAUGGCUUCGCUAAAAUCGACGGCCGACUGACCGACGCUGAGCUCAAAGCCCAGAAGAAGUCAGCGACUGAGGAAGCAGAGAAGGAGAAGAAAGAUGAGAUCAAGGCCUUGCAAGGUCAAGUGGCAGCCCUGAAGGAGAUGCAGACGGACGCCCAAGCCGACAAGGAAAAAGACAGGGAUUUGCAGAAACCAUCCAAGAAGGCUGCCCAGCCCGUCCCGGCGGAUCCCCUGGAUGACCACUCGUCGGUUGCCAACUACCUGGACAACCUCUGCAUCUUUUGUGGGGAGAGAGACGACUCCUUCACCGAGGAAGGGCUGGACCUCCACUACUGGAAGCACUGCCCCAUGCUGACCAGGUGUGACUUCUGCAAGCAGGUGGUGGAGAUCGCCAGCCUGACCGAGCACUUGCUGACGGAGUGCGAGAAGAAGGACAACUUUGCCAAGUGUUCCCGUUGCUGCGAGGCCCUGCCGAAGGAGGAGCUGGCCCGGCACGCCAAGGGGAGAUCCUGCAACCCGGCCAAGUCUGAGAAAGUGGCCAACCGCUGCCCGUUGUGCCACGAGAAUUUUACCCCGGGCGAGGAGGCCUGGAAGGUGCACCUGAUGGGCAGAGACGGCUGCCGCGUGAACCCGAGGCGCAUUCCUUCCCUGAACAAGAGCUUGCCCACGCAGACCGUCACCGGCCGGGCUGGCGGAACCGUCCUGAACCGGUCGGGGCCCCUGGGAGUGAAGCUGCGGUCGCCCACGGUGGGGAGCAAAAUCCCCACCCCACGAGGAGGGUUGAAUAAAAACACUGGCAGAACGUAUGCAAAGCGAUGA
This is a messenger RNA of Protobothrops mucrosquamatus (brown spotted pit viper), 2736 nucleotides long. RefSeq names its product centrosomal protein 104 (gene CEP104). Lineage: Eukaryota; Metazoa; Chordata; Lepidosauria; Squamata; Viperidae. The record is from RefSeq and is a predicted model, not a curated record. The transcript has 20 exons. The coding region runs from base 1 to 2736 and encodes 911 amino acids. Gene Ontology annotation, cellular component: cilium.